Messenger RNA from Pristis pectinata (smalltooth sawfish), 4889 nucleotides. Its product is annotated as tumor necrosis factor ligand superfamily member 13B-like. Gene Ontology annotation, cellular component: membrane. The transcript has a single exon. The record is from RefSeq and is a predicted model, not a curated record. The coding region runs from base 1 to 873 and encodes 290 amino acids. Lineage: Eukaryota; Metazoa; Chordata; Chondrichthyes; Rhinopristiformes; Pristidae. Gene Ontology annotation, biological process: immune response. Gene Ontology annotation, molecular function: receptor ligand activity; tumor necrosis factor receptor binding.
AUGAAGAUGAACACAGAACAAGAAAAGACCAGCUACGACAUACAACACAGAUGUUUGAUCUAUUCAGCCUGUGUCUUAACUUCAGCAGCUCUGAUGUCGACUUAUGUGGCAGUGGUUGCUUUACACCACGUCCUUGCACUGAAAGGAGAAAUCUUAUCGAUGAGAGAGGAACUGGACACAUAUAAAUUCCACCUGGAUCGUUUGGAAGACCUGGCAAGAUUAAAUAAGGGCCAAGCAGCCAACUGGAGCAGAUCAGUGAGUCAGGUUAAUGAGGUUUUCAAGAAGCAACUGUACCAUGAGGCUAAAUCAAAAGAUGGAAUGAAACUUAGAAUAAGCAGAUCACUAUCUGAAGAAGCUCAACAGGCCUGUGUGCAACUGAUCGCCUCCAAUGUCCAAAGACCGGUUGUAAGAGCAAGUACUUGUCAAAAAUGCAUCCCGGGAAGACCACAACAAUCCUGUCGAGUUGAACGAAGAACUGAUACAAAUCAAAACCAAAUGGAAGCUACUACCGUCCCCUGGAUUCUCAGUUUGAAAAAGGGAAGUGCUCUUGACAAGAAAGGUAAUAAAAUCUCUGUGAUAGAAGCUGGUUACUUUCUGGUGUACAGCCAAGUGUGGUAUAAGGAUAAUACCUUUACAAUGGGGCAUUUUAUAAAAAGGAAUAAAGCCAGCAUUGUUGGCAAUGAGCCACACACUGUGAUUCUGUUUCGGUGCAUUCAGAACAUGUCUGCCUGCUGUCCAAAUAAUUCCUGUUUCACAGCUGGCAUUGCACAGCUUGAAGUAGGAGAUGAGCUUGAGCUUGUAAUACCACGAAUACAAGCACAAAUUGCACUAAAUGGCGACGGGACGUUCUUUGGAGCAAUAAAACUGCUGUAAAUGUUGUCCAAAGCUUUAGAAGCAAAGUGACUCCGUAUUUAUAGGAAAAUGAUCCCAUCAAUAUACACUCCUUGAUUUACUGUGGUGGAAAAAUGCCUGAUGUUUUAAAAUAAAUAUUAUAGAAAGAAUAAACAAUUUUGUCUUUCUCAUGCAACAGGAAAAUGAAAGGAACAGAUAGUACAAGUUUCUGUAUUUUAGUUAUUGUUAAAAGUCAGGUUGAAGCAAAUCUGAGUGCCAACCUGGGUGGAAUCAUCUUGCAAAGCCUCUAUCUGCUUCGCAAUUGGACGAAGUUGAGGAUACGUGAAAUACAGGGGCAAGCCAGAAUAUGUCAAACUUACAGGAAGCCAAACUGCAUGGAAGAAUUCCACAUCUCCAUCCCUUGCACUAACUACAGAAUGGAGGAUAUUUUAUUGGGACUUAUAAAAGAAGCUCCAUAUAGCAAUCAGGCUGUCAACUGUCAUCUGGGCUAACAAAUCACUGGAUUCAGCAGCAAUUAGAGAUGGGAAUAAUUGCCUGUUUUAUCAGCAAUGCCCACAAGGGAAAAUCUGUCUGGAACCACUAACAUAAACAUGAAGAAAACAUUUAAGUGCCUUAUCAACAUAAUGAUUGGUCACAACCUUCUGGAGAUGGGACAAACAGUAAGAGGACCGAAGAGUUAUAAUCAAUAAGUUUGUCAAAUUUGAAAUAAAAAUUGACAGAAUGAGCAUAAGAGAUCAAUAGGAAGCGUUAGCACCUUCCAUGUAAAUGAAAGAAUUUGGAGAAAAUAUUGUAAGAGACCAUUCACCAUCACUGUCAGGGUAAUCAGCAUCUCCAAAUUCUGGAAAAACAGCAGCAAGGAGGUUUCCAUGGAUUCAACAGAAGGAAGUUUCACUGACUCUUGCGGCUCUUCUGUGGUAAGAACAAGACAGGACUCCAUCGCUGCCACUGCCACAAGACUAGAGGUGUAAAUUUUGCAUUUUCGUUUCCACAGGAAGAAAGAUACAGACCAUUUGGGCAAAGUUUUGGAAAGAAUACAAAUUUCCUGGAGGUUAGGUGAAGAUAGAACAUUAUGCAGUCUGCUUGUAGUUGAGCAAGUUGUUUGGAGAAAACGUCACAUGGAAAAGUAAAGCCCUUAGAAUCCAGGGGAAAGUGGCAAAUCGGAUCCAAGAAUUUGCCUGGAAAACAGCUUUCAUUUUCUCAUCUGUUGGCAAUAUAUUUUAAAUAUUCAGAAUUUCUCUUUUAUUUUAGAAUGUCACACUUAGCUUUCACAACAUUUGUAGACAUCUGAUCCAAACUGCUUUGGGAUGCACCAGUAGUGUGACCAGAAUGAAUAGCUCAGGGGAGGUGUCCAAUCAUAAAAUAAAGAUUUUACAGAAAUAAUUAAAGUAAAAUCUGAACUUAGCUAUAGUUAAGAUUUCAAUUUAAUAGCAUUUUAUAGAGACAAAGUCUAUGCAUGUCUUGAGUGAUUUAUUUUAGUAACUGAAAGUGUCUGAUUUUACCUAACAAUAAUUUUUUUUAAAUCUCAGAAAUUAAAUCAAAAAUCAAGCAAAAUGAGCCCCUCUCUGUCAAUAGUUUGCCCAAAUGCAGGGAUUAUGAGAUGAUACAAAAAUUUGACUAAGAGGUUAGUAAUGAGGAAAAAAUUUUUGGGCCGCUGAAAGAAUCAAUAGACUUUCUCAGCGUAAGAUAUUGUAUUUCAAUCAGGAAGACAAAUGAGGUAAUGAAGACAUAGCAAAGAAAUACAGGCUGACCUUGGGUAACAAACGGGUUCCAUUUUUUACAGACAUCUAUAAGUCAAUUUUUGUCCAUAGGUUGAUUUUGUCCAUAAGUCGGAAAAUAUACAAAAUCACUCGAUACGGUAACCGUAUUGGAAUACAGUAUUGGAAUGAACAGUGUUAAUGAGGGCAAAUUAACAUGAAAAUUUAUUUAUUGCCUUCUCCUACCUAGUUACAAUGGUACAGAGUCAGGAUGUCCCACACUCCAAUGGCUGGUUUCGGUGGGCUUGAAGUAUCAGUGGAUGUUACGUUGUUUAAUAGAGUAUUGUUGUGCAAGAAUCAAUAGAAGCAAUUGUUCGACAAUUUCAAAAACACCUCUCUUAAGUGGCUUCCUGUGGUGAAACUGGCAGCCUGUAUUCUUAAGAGACAGUGGUGUCUGAUUACUGAGGGAAGGUUACAUGUAAUCUGGUUCUUGUUUGAAUUUAAUAAUAUCUGUGAGAGCUUGUUCGUAUGUAUGGGUGCCCAUAAGUCAGGCGAUUGUAUCCCAGUGAGGGCCUGUACACAAAAAAUGAGGUUAGAGAAACUGAGGCAUUUAGAAGCAUAUAUUUACCUUGAAGGUGUUUAAGGCAAAUGGUUAGUUUUCUUUACUGACUGCAGCGUUAAGAACAGAGGUCAUACCAGACCUGUAUGAAGCAACAUUUAGGCCUGAACACCACCUUGGAUUGUUGGAUUCCGUGGGGUGAAGGUACUUCCCUUGUGAGUGGCGAAUUUCAGGAUUUAGAACCAGCUAUGGUGAAGGAAGAUGAAAGAAAUUGCGGAUGCUGGAAUCUGGAACGAAAAAUAAAACGCUGGAAGAACUCAGCAGGUCAAGCAACAUCUGUGGAGGCAAAGGGUGCAUGUCGAUGUUUCAGGUCAAGAUCCUGGAUCAGAACCAAAGGACCAAUGUUGAAGGAAUGUAUAUAUUUACAGAUAAGGAUAGAAAAUGCAGGAAAUAUUCAGCAGGUCAGGCAGCAUCUAUGAAUGUAUAUUUAAGUUAAUUGGUAGAAAGAUCAGAAGGAAGUUAAGAAUAGUUUUUCAUCCAGAAUAUUGUGAGAUUCUAACAGUUGCUGUCUGAGAGUGGUGGCAGAAACCCCCUCUCGUUUAACUACCUGAAUGAGAACUUGAUGUUUGCUAACCUGCAGGACUUCAAACCAAAAGCUGGGAUGUGGAACUAAUCACAAUAAUUUGUCAGCUGGCAUAAACAUAAUGGACCAGUUGCCCUCAUUCUGUCCUAUAAAUGUCUUGAUUAUUUCUUGAAUCAGGAUCCUUAAAAUUCUUUUAAAGGAAUCAAAGAAUUACUAGACUUAUUUUUAAAGGAGCAUUAAUUAUUGUGGUCUGCAGUAUUUCAUUGGGCCACACAUUGAGACCUUGUAUUGUCUGGUCUAAAUGUGUUGAGGUUUGCUGAGGAAAGGAACUUUUGAUCUUGAGCAUUUCGAAUAUACAAAUUCUGUUAUAUAGGACAAAGGGGGAGAGCUUAGUGCUACUGUCACAAAAGACAUUUGGGGAAUGACAGCAAUCUAAUGACCUGUUUUCUUGAUGCAGUUGUGCUUUUGGAAACUUACUUGCAAAUGUAGCAUAUGUUGGAUUCAACUGUUUUAAGUAGUUUUUUUUAACAUGUAUAGUGUUUAAUACACCUCAAGUGGCUGCACAAGGAAUGGCUGCUUCUUAGCUUAUUGGUUUGUCCUUCAGGUGAAUAUGUGUUUUCUCACUGGUUGAUUUUACCACAGGUAUCUACUAGGUUUUCUGAAUAGACUAUUGUUAUCUAAGGAGUACCUCUUAUCUCAAGUAUAAAAGGUGUCGUUUGUUUUGGUAAUCACUCUCUUGCUUGUCUCUCUCUCUCGCCUCUUAUCUCUCUCUUUCUCUAGUUUAUCUUUCUUUCUUGCUCUCUUCCCCCCCUGGCCCUAGCUCAUUUUUAGUUCCUUUGUCUCAGCUCAUCUCCUAGUAGUAAAGCUGGUGCCAUGUGCUCUGUGACUGUUUCUUCGUUUUAAACUUUUCCAAUAAAACUUUGUGAAGCACCAAGUUGUUUUCAACUCAUUAUUGGACUCCUGAAAGAACCUGUGGAUUUGAAAAUAACCGGAUUCGACACAUACUUUUUGAAUGAUUACUCCAAAACUAGAUGUGCAAAUUUACAGGCAAGUCUAGAGGCAAGAGAGAGAGACGUAAGCAAGAGAACGAUUGGUGUAAGCAUUACUUGAAACUAUAGCAAAAUUGAUUUGUGAACUAUAGGAUGGCCUUGUAUUGUAAAGGAUGUUUAUAUAUAUUGUAUGUAUAUGUAUAUUUCUCUGU